CUCGGCGGGGCCGUGGCCGGCGCCAGCUCGGCCCGCCCCCUUCUCCGCCCCGCCCAGAGCCUCCGCGGGGCCCGCUGCUGUCAGCUCCCUCAGCGUCCGGCCGAGGUGCGGUGUAUGCUGAGCCGCUGCGGCUGCCGGCUGCUGCACGUCCUGGGCUUUAGUUUCCCUCUGCUGUCUAGCCGGCCGCUUUUCCUCUGCUCUCACCGCUUCAUGAAACCGCUGGUCGUGUUCGUCCUCGGCGGUCCUGGCGCCGGCAAGGGGACUCAGUGCGCCCGCAUCGUCGAGAAAUAUGGCUACACACAUCUUUCUGCAGGAGAACUUCUUCGUGAUGAGAGGAAGAACCCAGAUUCACAGUAUGGUGAACUCAUUGACAAGUACAUUAAAGAUGGAAAGAUUGUGCCAGUUGAGAUAACUAUCAGCUUGUUAAAGAGGGAAAUGGAUCAGACAAUGGCUGUCAGUGCUCAGAAGAAUAAGUUCUUGAUUGAUGGGUUUCCAAGAAAUCAAGAUAACCUUCAAGGCUGGAACAAGACCAUGGAUGGGAAGGCCGAUGUAUCUUUUGUUCUGUUUUUUGACUGCAAUAAUGAGAUCUGUAUUGAACGAUGUCUUGAGAGGGGAAAGAGUAGUGGUAGGACUGAUGACAACAGAGAGAGCUUGGAGAAGAGAAUUCAGACCUACCUUCAGUCAACAAAGCCAAUUAUUGACUUAUAUGAAGAAAUGGGGAAAGUCAAGAAAAUUGAUGCUUCUAAAUCUGUCGAUCAAGUUUUUGAUGAAGUUGUGAAGAUUUUUGACAAAGAAGGUUAACUCUAAACCUGAAAGCGUCUUUGUGAUCAUGCUUGAAUAUUGCUUUGAUAGCUGCUACCACAACCCCUUUUUAAAGGCAGUUUUAAUAUAUCAUAAUUACAUCUCAGUUAAUGGCUAGAAAAUAUGUAGUAAGACAAAUUUUUUAUCUUCAAUUUGUUUUGGUCACAGGACUAGACAGUGAAUUUGGGUCUAACUUCAUCUUAGCUAUGGUGCUCACAAAACAAAGAAGGGUGUCAGCUAGUUCUUUGUUUUUAUUCAAAAAGAAUAUCCCUUUUAUAGUUUGUGCCUUCUGUGAGCAAAACUUUUUAGUAUGUGUGUAUAUCCCUUUAGUAAUUAUAACAUGUUAGGAUUAGGGAUUCCCACUUCCUCUAUUUCUUGUAGGUUUUAUUUUCCAACUUAUUUAAGUGAAUUUGUGGACCAAAUUCCAAAAGAACUAUUUGUAUAAACAGUUCUUAAAAAAUGUGUUUGGUAAACAAACUUGUAAAAUGAAGUCCUAGAAGUGUUUUAAUAUUUAUCAAAUAACUGACCAUUUCCAUAGAAAAGUAAGAAAACUUAGGCUUUGUUUUACUACAACUUGUAUAAAGUUGUGUGACAGGGCAUAUUUGCUUCCAGGGUUUGGGAGGGGGACUUUGGGGUUCAGAGCCUGACAGAACUGUCAGCUUUAUUCUGACAUAAAUCUGAGGGUAAGGGGCAAGGUUCACAUCUAAUGACAUGUGACCCUUAUGCUCUGUUAUGUAGUGUUAUUAAUGAUUAAACUGAUCUUAACAAAAUUCCUAGCAGGAACCUUGAUAUGCAUGUACUAGAUUUAUGGUAAAAUGAUUUGGUUAGCAUUUUAGUAACAUUUCAAAAGGUUUUUGUUUUUUAGACUAAAUAUAGGGUUAGUGUAAAAUAAAGAAAUCUAGUGGUUAAAUUCCCCAUUUGUAUUUUAUUUUCUUGAGUAAUUUUUUUCAUAGUUACUUGUUUAAGAAGAUUUAAAAAUCAUUGCACUUUGGUCAGAAAAAUAAUAAAUAUAUCUUAUAAAUGUUUGAUUCCCUUCCUGGCUACUUUUAUUCAGUAAACUUUUUUUUUCCAUCAUAUUGAAGCAUUGAAAGGUAUAAAACUUUAAAAAGGCUAUUGAGUCCAAAUUUUUCCUGAAAUCCAUUCUUCCUUUAAAAAAUCUCUUAGAAAUUUGUUUUCUUCUUCCUUAUCUUUUUCUGCCAUUACUAAUAUAAACUGGUAUCCAAGGCUCUUAAUAUGAUUUAUUAAAAUGUUUCUCAUUUUCAGCAUACAUACUGUUUGGUAUACAGGGUUAAAUCACGGAAGGAAUUUUGCCUUUGUAUGAUUAGAUUUUAUAUUUAAGGUUUUUGGGAAUAGUAAGGACAAUUUAUGGAUGUUUUCAUAUUAUAGAUUGAUUUAUUUCUAUGUGUGUUAUUGCUAUAGUAGGUGGACAGCCAGACGUGAGCAGGGAGGGGGGUUGGGGACUUUAGCUGGUGUUUACAUUCGGUUAGAUGCUUGUUUGUAUUCUUAACAUUCCAUGUAAACUGUAAUUGUGGGAUGUGGGGAGGAGGGUAUAGAUAUCAGACCUGCCUAAACUGAGUAGUUCCAACAUGGGGAAGUUCACCCUGACUUCACCUCAAAGUACAUUAUAUGCUCAUUAGCAUACUAAAUAUCACACCCUUGGCAUCAUGACAGUUCUGAGGAAGACCAUCUGAGGACAAAAAAAGGGCAUCACCCUAUUUCCCAGAAAUUCCCUCCCUAUUCGGAGAAAACUCCACCUAAUCUGAUGAAUAUUCCACCUCUGCUUUAACUCCAGCUAUAAGACCACCCAACCCAGUCCCCACUGGGCUGCUCACCUUGGAGCGUGCCUGCACUCCCUCCUUGAGUGUGUACCUUGCUUUAUUAAACUACUCUUUGCUUGUA
Messenger RNA from Manis javanica (Malayan pangolin), 2700 nucleotides. It is a transcript of the gene CMPK1, whose product is annotated as cytidine/uridine monophosphate kinase 1. Gene Ontology annotation, biological process: pyrimidine nucleotide biosynthetic process; 'de novo' pyrimidine nucleobase biosynthetic process. Gene Ontology annotation, molecular function: ATP binding. The record is from RefSeq and is a predicted model, not a curated record. NCBI's taxonomy places the organism in Eukaryota, Metazoa, Chordata, Mammalia, Pholidota, Manidae.